AUGAGCCAUGUCGGUACAAACACCCAGGCCGGUUAGGGGACCGCCCCGUCGACAUCCAUCAAUUGAGUUCAGGGCGUCUCCCUUGCGAUCAGCUUCAAGGGCCAGUCCUACUACUACCCCAGCACCGAAUCAUUCAACCAAUCCGACAGCCGUUCUCGGUCACUGGAGGCCACCUUUGACUCACGAGGACCGACGAGAUUCCAGCGAAUUACGCAAGAAGAUCAAAGUGAUUCUGGGCGAAAGUCUUGACGAGGACUCUACCCCCCAUUGCCUAUUGGUCGCGUCAAUACAUCCCAGCUGAACGCAACUACCCUACGCACGAGCAGGAACUCCUAGCUAUUGUCGAGGCUCUCAAGGAAUGGCGCAUUGAUCUCCUGGGUGGCCAUUUUCACAUCCUUACCGACCAUUCCACACUUGAGCACUUUCAGACGCAGCGCACGGUCAUCUCGCGACGCCAGGCGCGCUGGCUUGACACCUUGGCCGAAUUCGAUUACGACCUCCAGUAUCUCCCGGGCAGGGAGAACAUUGUAGCCGACGCGAUGAGCAGGUACUCCUUUCCCGAGCCACUUCCCGUCAUUGUGGCCAACAUUUCGCAAGUCUCGCUCUCGGAUGUCGUCAAGCAGCAAAUUGUCGACGCGUACAAAACCGACGCAUUCUGCCAGCAAGCCCUGAACAACAUCGCGUCGGUCGCAUCGGAGUUCAAGAUUAUUGACGCAUUGCUGUAUUUACGGGGCCGGCUUGUCAUUCCACUACUAGCCCCGCUCCGUGAGUCCAUCCUUCACGAUGCUCAUGACGCGCUGGGGCACCUAGGUGAUGUAAAAACGUACCAGACUGUUAUACAGACGUACUUUUGGCCGAACAUGUCCCGCCACGUCAAGCAAUACGUGCAACAAUGUGACUCAUGUCAACGAACCAAGGCCCGUACCACUCGCGUCGCGGGCAAGCUUCACUCCCUUCCCGUUCCAGUGCGCCCCAUGACGGACAUCGCCGUUGACUUUGUCGGACCGUUGCCAACAAACAAGGGGUUCGACCGUGUCUUGACGAUCACCGAUCGACUGUCGGGAUAUGUCCGCCUCAUCCCUGCGCGCGAAGCCGACACAGCGGCGGAUGUUGCCAACCGCUUUCAUGAGGGGUGGCAUCGUUUUUUUGGCCUGCCUCAACGCAUUGUCUCGGAUCGUGACAAGUUGUUCACGAGCAAGUUCUGGUCCGCCCUGCACAAGCGUCUGAACAUCAAGCUGCAACUUUCCUCGGCGUUCCACCCCGAGACUGACGGGCGCAGCGAGAAGACGAACAAGACCGCAUUCCAGAUCCUACGCUCGCUUGUCAACAGGGAACAAUCCAAUUGGGUUGAAUGUCUCACCGCUUGUGAGUAUGCCAUCAACUCGUCGGUCAACGUUUCGACGGGGAAGACCCCGUUUGAGCUUGUCCUGGGGUACACACCCACCCUCGCCCCGCUUGCCCCUAUUGAGGGCGACGAGGAGCUCCCAUCGGUUGAGGAGCUGCUCGCACUUCGCUUCCAGUCAUGCGAGGAGGCACGAGACCAACUCGCUGUGUCCAAAGUUCGUCAAGCCGCCCAAGCCAACAAGGACCGCGCGGAUGAACCUUCAUGGGCCGUCGGGGACCUUGUGCUGCUCGACUCAAGUGACCGCAGGAAGCGACUUCACACCCGCAAGCGCCGCGCAGCCAAGCUCAUGGACCGUUUCGACGGCCCUUAUCGCAUUGUUGCGGCGCAGCCAGGGAUCUCCACGUACACCUUGCAACUCAACAAGGACGAUUCCGCGGUACCGUUCUUCCACACGGGCAAGCUCAAGGCCUACCGCUCAAAUGAUUCGGAAUUGUUCCCAAGCCGAGAACCCGCGCGCCCGGGACCGGUGGACGUAGGUGGAGAACCCGAGUGGGUCAUCGAGGACAUCGUCGAUGAAAGGGUCCGAGCGGGGAAGACUCAAUAUUUGGUCUCUUGGGUUUCAUGGCCGUCGGAUAGCGAUUCAUGGGAGCCUGCCGAGGCACUGGAGGACACGGAGGCAUUGGACCGUUGGGAACAUCGGAACGAGGAAUGAGAGUGUUUUUUCAGAGGGGAGCUUUGUGUCAAGGAGGGGAGAGUGUAAGGCAAGGCCUUACGACGGGCCACAGGCAUUAGAAAUAGAGCUUGCGCGCGCCUAG
This is a messenger RNA of Microbotryum saponariae, 2160 nucleotides long. The record is from the annotation of a GenBank genome assembly. NCBI's taxonomy places the organism in Eukaryota, Fungi, Basidiomycota, Microbotryomycetes, Microbotryales, Microbotryaceae.